AUGGCCACAUCCGCCUCAGACGUCGAAAAAGUCCAAUCCUUGCUGAAGGGUUUUCGCGAUGCGCCAGUGGAUACGCAAGGCGCUCCGGACUCUGUCCUAAGUGUUAUUUAUGCGUAUCUCAUGAAGAUUCCGUCCGAUGGAGAUGGGUCUCUGCACUGGUUUUGCAGUCGUGCCGACGAGAUUGCGACACAGGCUGCUACGUUCCUGAUCAGACUACACGCCUAUAACAGCAGUCGAGUGAACGCAUGGAAGGAUCGUCUUGGGAAAUGUAUGUCCAGGUGUCCUGCUUGCGUGGAAGCAAGAGAGCUUGCGAAGACGAGGUCUAGGCAUACGUACUUCGGCGCGUUUUCAGACGACAUCCUGCAAGGUUUCUAUCGUUCAGUCGACGAAUGGGAGAUUUCUCUGGCCCUCUCGAGCCUCAGAGACGCGGGUAUUGACGUAGAGUCACCUGAUAGUGGACAAACGACUCUAAGCGACUUACCCUCAGGGAUUGUUUAUCUUAUAUUCUGCAAUCUAGCGGUAUUCCAAGACAAGCGCGUUCAACCACUUGUGAUGGCCAAGGUCCCUCCUGCGCCCAUACUUGAUUGGCCUCCACGUGUACCUCCAGCUGGUCUUCUGCUACUGGCUCUGUGUGACAGACAAAAUGCUAGAACGUGGGCCCGUUGCCAACUGCAGCGGUACCGGGUAGCACCGAUAUCUUCGGACCGUUUCAUUGGGUCGCAUGAGAAGAUUGUUUAUCCCAUCAUCGCCGCAGUUGCUUCUACAGGGCAUGUCGAUGCACCCCCAUCUCCGGCAUCCUUGACUAGAGUAUCCCUUGACAGUAAUUCAGGCAAUGCGGGGGCGGCGAUAACCUUUGCUUUUGCGGAAGAUGCAGACGCACUAUGGGCUGGAUUCGCUGUCGUUAUGCGAUAUCUGCCUGCGCAUGUUAUGCAUCCCAGUAUACUGUGCAAUAUCGACAUUAGACACAUAAUCAUCGGUCACCUACAUGAUACGGGGUCGAGAUUCAUCGACGUUUUUCGUUGCUUAUGGUACCUUACUGAGCGUUGCGAAAGCCUCUUAUGGCGGGACGAAGGAGCAGACUACCCUCAAAUCGUUUUUGACGCUGUCAAAGAUAAUCGCUCGUUCAUAGAAAUCUUCCAGAACCCCGCUAUUCUCGCGUCCAAGCCUUGGGUGCUGGCGUGGUUCUCCAGAUUCAUGACCACUAUUUGGGAGAUGCCCCUAUUUGGCGACGUCCUCGCCAAAGUUACUGACCUCAUGUGUGAGGAAUUGCAGCAUGACAGAUUCGAAGGGACGAGAUCAGAGACGAUGACUUUUGUGAUGAAGCUUUUAUCUACUCUCUUCAGUAAAAGUGCGGACAAAGAACACCUACGUCAACGAACUGCCAUAUCAGCCGUGGUAGAUAUCCACGCGCACACUCUGGUUUCAGUCGCUUUCUCACAUAACUAUGGAGAUUCAAAGUGGCGCGAUUCCAGGAUUGCUGCUCGCGGCCUCGUGAAGGACCUCUUAUUGAAGGACGUUCAAGAUGUUGCUGAAGCAAUCACGUCCCUUUGCAAGUUCAACCGAGGAUCAGACGCCAGCCUGCCCGAUCCACCAGCUAGUCAACAACUCAUUUGGAAGAACGCGUAUCAAAGUCUUCAGCCAAAUGAUUCGGACGGCGUUGAUCUCGUAUUGGACGUUGUUGCAAGCACGGCGCAUAUGGACCUACUUAGCGAGAAAGCUUUUGCAGCUUCUAUUCAAAGAAGUGGCAAGGUCGGGCUUAUCUUGAAGAAUAUCAAUAAGUCGUUAAACAGUUUUCGUGACGGAUUCUUGGCAACGAUAUCAAGAUAUGCAGAUUACAACACCCCAUCUUCGAUCCUUGAUCUACUACGGCGGCAGGGUGUCGUCCAGCACAUAAUUGCCCUGAUGUUAUGUCCGAUUGAUCAGGCGGCGUUGGCUGUCCAGGCGAUCGUAGGCCAGGCAUUCGAUGUCGACGUCCGUAUGGAUUGCUUCCGAGCCCUCCUGGAAAAUCUUCCGAAUACCUCGCUCCGCGGUAUAGUUCAUUUCCUAGAGAUAUUCCUGCACUACAUCCCGGUUGUACCCGAAGCAUGUAGUCUCUCAAAGGCGCUUGUCCGCUGUCUGACGGACGUCAUAGAGGUGUUGUGCUCGUCUCCAGAUGGGCUCCUCCUCAAACCCGGCUUUUUGAGAGGUGAGUCUGGCAUCGGAGUAUCUGGCGACCUGCUGUCUCUCUGGCGUUCGAUGACUCGCGCCUUGGCUCUCAUAUUCAGGCUGACUCCGAGCUGGGCACCUCAUUUCGAGAACGAAGAGAUGACCGUGUGGAUGAGAGAUGCUCUCAUUUUCGGCAGGGAUAUGCUGGCUCAGCGCAGGGUUAUCGAAGCUGGGGCACUUGCUUUGUAUGAGAAGGAACAACAAUCGUCGAGGCAACCGAAGAAGCUGUCGACCAAGGGCAAGCAAAUGAUGGAUGAUCUACAGGAGGUCUUACCGGAGCUGGCGAGAUGGCUACGUUUGACCGAUGAAGAGCUACUACACCAGUCGUUCGCUUUGCUCCAGUCUCUCCUUGAGAGCUUUCUGGAGACUGGAGUCACUCCUUCAGAAGCCGGUAUGAAGAAGCUCAAUAAGUUCGUCGAGGAUGCUCGUAGAAAAGAUCCAAAGCGUCCCCAGACUCGUCUAGACACCGCAAGACUAUCCCAGCUGGAGGACACACUGGCUGCCUUCGAUGAUGAUGAUGUACAGAUAAUCGCCUAUAAUCCAUCAUCGAGUAAGCGGGGCUCGGGCUCAAACAUCGCGCAAGGGGCGGGGAAGGUCGCCGGUACGUCAGGCAUGCCUAAGAAACGGCCUGUACAAGACAAGAAGACAAGGGCGCCUGAAACCAUCAGCAUAGUUGCGACAAAUGGUUCAAUUCUUCCUCGAGAACCGGUCAAGGGAACCGCCUCCGCAUCUACGUCCGUGACGACUAAGGAUCAUAGGCCUGUGCAGCCGAGAACUAUCUCUCAGAGUACAGCUACGGCUAAAGCACCGAAGUUUGAGGGCUCCUCGGGAAAAAGCAACAUGUCCGAUUCAACGUCUUCUGAGGACGACUCUGAGGACGACGAGGAAGAGGCCAAAGAGGGAGGUCUAGUAGCUCUUGGGAAGUUACAGCGAACUCCCAAGAUUAAAAGAACAGUCGAACGGAGACAAGUGAAGAUGUUGGAUACCACGACGAAUAUCAAAGGAAGCACGAACCGCUUAUUCGAUGCCCGACGUGAGGCCCAAAGAACAGCGUUACGCAUGAAACCAGAUAUUUCCUCCCUCCACAAAGCGCUGCUUUCAUGGAACUACGAGCAUGAUGGCCCUGAGCCUCCUAUGCCAAACCGCGGCUUGGCCCUAACUCGAGUUCCUGAUCGAUUCACUGACUAUGGGCAGUACCGCGCAAUUUUCGAACCAUUGUUGUUGUACGAGUGCUGGGCUCAGCUAUUGCAGUCCAAGCAAGAAUCUCAAGAGGUCUUCACUUGUACGGUUGUGUCUCGCGGGUUCAUUGAUGACUGGCUUGACCUCGAUAUCUCAAUCGCUGACGAUGUUAAGAAGGACUGGGCUUUAACGGAGACCGAUGUGGUCCUCCUUAAGCAACCAGAGGGCAAGAAAUGCAUCCUAGGGAAGACACAGAGUUACAAGGCACAACGUUAUGGGAUCCAAGCGACUAUCAGGUGUUAUUUGCCUCAUGCCGCAAUGGACCCCGGUCUUCAGAUUAACACCAGCUGGUGUCUUAGCAAAGUAUUCAGUCUCAGCACGCUGCAUAGGGAGUACGCCGCCCUUAUGGCUUUGCCCUUUUAUGAUUUUGCCGACUCAAUUCUCCAGCCGCGGCUGCCGUCGAAACCGCUUCUGGAUGCUCGGGAAAUUCAACAUACCCAGGCGAAAUAUAAAGUGAACGAGCCCCAAGCUGUCGCGAUUCUAAGUUCUCUAAAAUGCGAUGGAUUCACGCUUAUCCAAGGCCCACCGGGUACAGGUAAAACAUCGACAAUCUGCGGCCUUGUCCAUGCUUUUCUAUCUCGGCGACCUCGUCCAACGACUGCUAUCCAUGCGGGGCGUAGCGCAAUUCCUGCGGAUAAGGAACCUGUGAAAAAGGUCCUUCUCUGCGCCCCGAGUAACGCAGCGGUCGAUGAGAUUGCACACCGUCUAAAGGACGGCGCUUGUGGCGCAGGAUAUGCCGCCAACCCGAAGGUUGUUCGUGUUGGCAACGACAAAAAUGUCAACAUCAGCGUGAAAGAUAUUACACUGGACUAUCUCGUCAAUCAAAAGCUGAAUGAGGAGGGGUCAAUGGGAGCCGGCCGAGACACCUCAAAUGAGAUUGCAACAUUACGAGCUGAACUAGAAGCGGUGAAGAGACAGAAGCAACAGAAGCAAGAUGAGCUAAAUGCUGUCCACGACAACGGUGCACGAAGCCGCGCUCUCGAAGAAGAGAUUCGAGCCUUGAAUGCCAAACGUUUGAAUCUAUCUCAGCAGUUCGAUCGGACGAAGGACCAGCAAAAAUCUGACUAUCGUAGUCUGGAUGCAACGCGACGUAAAUGCCGUACCGAGGUUAUUCUCGCGGCGGACGUUGUUUGCGGUACACUGUCUGGAGUCGGGCACGAUAUCUUAGAGCAGUGUGAUUUCGACAUGGUCAUCAUCGACGAAGCCGCCCAAGCAAUAGAACUGAGUUCACUCAUUCCUCUAAAGUACAAAAGCAGACGCUGCGUCAUGGUCGGAGAUCCUCAGCAGCUCCCUCCAACCGUCAUUUCUCAAGAGGCGUCGAGAUACCUUUACAAUCAGUCGCUCUUCGUCCGGCUUCAAAAACAGAAGCCAGAAUCUGUGCACCUCUUGAGCAUCCAAUAUCGUAUGCAUCCCGAUAUCAGUGAAUUGCCAAGCCGCCUCUUCUAUCAGGGACAGUUGUCUGAUGGCCCGGACAUGGCUGCGAAGACUCGGCAGCCCUGGCAUUCACAUGGUAAAUUUGGAACGUAUCGGUUUUUCAGCGUGGGCCGCGGCCAGGAGCAGGAGGGCGGGUACCGCUCACUAGUCAACAAAGCGGAGUGCCAGGUCGCCGUAACCUUGUAUGGCCGCCUGCGCAAAGAGUUCUCCAUGUUCGACUUUGACUACAGGGUUGGCGUUGUCUCUAUGUACCGAGCCCAGAUUGCAGAGAUGCGUCGGGCGUUCAUCAGUCGUUUUGGGUCAGACAUCGCGGGCAAGGUGGACUUCAAUACGGUAGAUGGCUUCCAAGGACAGGAGAAAGAUGUUAUUAUAUUAUCGUGCGUGCGCGCUGGUCCGGGAUUGCAGAGCAUCGGGUUUCUGUCAGACACCCGGCGUAUGAAUGUUGCCUUGACUCGAGCCAAAUCAUCACUAUUCGUCCUAGGUCAUGCUCCGACGCUUGAACGUAGCGACAAGACAUGGCGAGACAUCGUUUCGGAUGCGAGAACUAGGCAGCGACUAGCGGAGGCGAGUAUGGCUCCUGAGUCAGAGGCGUUGUCGUCCACUAAUGCUUCACGUCUAGGUGGAUGCUUCAUUUUUUACCACCCCAAGUGA
Molecule: messenger RNA, 5529 nt
Organism: Gloeophyllum trabeum ATCC 11539
Lineage: Eukaryota; Fungi; Basidiomycota; Agaricomycetes; Gloeophyllales; Gloeophyllaceae
Exons: 10
Coding region: 1-5529 (1842 amino acids)
Biological process (GO): termination of RNA polymerase II transcription
Cellular component (GO): nuclear body
Molecular function (GO): helicase activity; transcription termination site sequence-specific DNA binding
Source: RefSeq, a predicted model, not a curated record